AUGAGGUGUUGCUACCCUUUAAAAAUUUUCCUGAUUUCCAACCAUCUUUUGGGACAUUAGGCCUUUCUCUGGUAAUUGCUCUUUAAUUGGAUUAUAAUCAUAGCUUUUGUAAUUUAUUGCCUAUGCAAGGUCAGCUAUACUAUACUAUACCAUAGGUAUGCCUAGGUUAUUUAUUGACAAUUUGCUGAAAAACUAAUUAACAUUUCGGCUCUCUCUUUUGAUAUUGAGUUUGAUUGUCAGUUAAGGUCAGUGCAAAGUGAGGUUCCUCAACCCGUCAGAGCUAUUGCUGAAACGGGUAUUGUGGUAAAGGGAAUGGUAACAGCAUGACGACUCUUCAGACAGUGCACAAAUGGAGCAAAUGAUUACUUUCAUUCAGUACGUUGAUGAGAAACCUGGUAGUACUAGCAUAGUACUACCAGCAUAGUUCAAAGUAAAUUUUUGUUUAUUGCAAAUGUGAUGGAGGAUGCCAUCUCUCCCGAUGCUGAAACGCUUCAUCAAGUUCUAACAUCUCAAUUUGAUAAACUUCAUCUGCCUAUCGAAGAAAUGUCAGGACUUGUCACAGAUGGAGCUGCGGUCAUGACCGGGAAAAGGAACGGCCUUGGUGCCAGACUAAAAAGAGAGCAUCCCAACUUGCUGACGGUGCACUGCAUCUGUCCUCGUCUGGCUCUAGCAUGCGCAGACGCAACUGAUGAAUUGAAACCGAUCCUGAACGCGCACACCUGGCUUACACAGCUAUGGAAGAUGUUUGAAUACUCUAGCAAGAAGACAUCAAUGUUCCUGAAAAUGCAAACGAACAUGAGAGCAGUUAAUCUGACUACACAACCUGUAAGAAAAAAGUUGGCAAAAAGGCUUAAACAAGCUUGUAAGACAAGGUGGAUGUCUUUUGAUCAGGCCGUCAAGGCAGCAUUUGAUGAGAUAAUUGCAAUCCUGCACACCCUAAAAAAACUAGAAGAGAAAGAUGCAGUUGCCUCUGGCCUCUAUAAAAAGAUGAACACACUGUUAUUCUCGUAUCAGUCUGGUAUAUUCACAAGUCUGUUUUACCUGUGCUGUCAUCUUUAAGUCUUGCAUUCCAAAGAGGGUACCUGAACUUCAGCAGAUUAGGCUCACUUGUAGAGGCAGUUAAAGAUGAGCUGGACAGUCAACAAUAAUACGCCUGUUCAUAAUUUGUCAGAUGACUUGAAACAAGGUGGUCGUCUUACUGGACAUGUAGAAUGACGAAGCUAAGGAAAAAAUGAAAACGCUGCUUAGACAGUAUGUGGAUUCUCUCAAGAGGAAUAUCGAUGACAGAUUUGCAGAUUCAAUCCCACUCCUGUGCCAACGCCAUUCUAAACCCGCUGCAUAUUCCUCAGAGGAACUCACCUUUUUUCGCCCAAUAUGGACAGGAUGAAAUAUUGUUGAUUGCAGAGCAUUAUUACCCCAAUGACAAUGCAGCUGGUGAAGCACUACUUGCGGAAUGGGGGAAGCUAAAGUAUGACCUUCUUGAUUGGGCCAAGACACAUCUUCCCCAAGAAGUCAGAGAGAGAGAGAGAGAGAUGGAAAGAAAGAAUAAAGCCAUCAUCCUAACUGCAUUGGAGUGGACGUUAGAGAGGCUUCUCAGAAUGCGGUCUGUUUAUCGAGUAGUCUUCCCUUACCUGUUCUCAAUAGCUAAUUUAAUUAUGAGCCUCCUUAUUUCCAACGCCUGACCAGAGCGCGGAUUCAGCAAAUGAAGUUUAUAAAGAAUAGACUGCAAACUCGCCUGACCAAUCAAAUGCUAGAGGCACUUCUUGCAAUUUCAAUCAAUGGCCCUGAACUUUAUACUGCAGCUUGUGACAACACUAUCCAUGAAGCUGUGAGUAAAUAGAUGACCAAGAAAAAACAGAUGAAGCUCCCUAUGCACUACUAGUACGGCAGCUUAGCAGAUGGAUAUGGACAUUAAGGACAAAAGCACCAUUUUUUUUUAACAUGCUCC
This is a messenger RNA of Anneissia japonica, 1948 nucleotides long. Its product is annotated as zinc finger MYM-type protein 1-like. The record is from RefSeq and is a predicted model, not a curated record. Bases 457 to 1059 code for a protein of 200 amino acids. NCBI's taxonomy places the organism in Eukaryota, Metazoa, Echinodermata, Crinoidea, Comatulida, Comatulidae. The transcript is spliced from 2 exons.